Messenger RNA from Recurvomyces mirabilis, 456 nucleotides. RefSeq lists its product as uncharacterized. Bases 1 to 456 code for a protein of 151 amino acids. The transcript has 2 exons. NCBI's taxonomy places the organism in Eukaryota, Fungi, Ascomycota, Dothideomycetes, Mycosphaerellales, Teratosphaeriaceae. The record is from RefSeq and is a predicted model, not a curated record.
AUGAGCGUCGCAAUUUUAACUCCGAACAUUUCCGACUUGAGCAAAGCUACGCCUCGUCUCAAGGUCGCAGCUGCUGCUGCAGAGGUGAUGGCCAGCAUAUAUCGUGCCAACUCUGCCCUUACACCACUGCAACGCUUCGGUUCUCAAUCGGCUGUCGACGCAGAGAAGGUGCGGCGCUUCGUCCAGCACAAGGCGAAGUACCAGAAAUUUCAAGAAGAGUCCCAGCAGCGUCGAGACAAGGUUGGCUGGUUGAGCAGGACCACUAGCGAGUGGGAUGUCAACAUCGCGGAUCUUGAAGAGAGUGGCAAGGCUGGUGAGGUAAUUGCGGCGAAGGAAGAGAAAGCGAAGGCUUGGGAGGGCAGCAAGACGUUAUUAGACCAGGCGAAGCAAGUUAUCGGACGUCUGGAGAGGUGGAGUGCAUUUCUAGAUCUGGAGAGCGAUGAUCCUGGAUGGUGA